This is a messenger RNA of Hymenoscyphus albidus, 864 nucleotides long. NCBI's taxonomy places the organism in Eukaryota, Fungi, Ascomycota, Leotiomycetes, Helotiales, Helotiaceae. The record is from the annotation of a GenBank genome assembly.
AUGUCCUCCGACGACAGCUCUCCCAAUGACGGCCCAGGUCGAAACCGUCGUGGCUCCUUCACCCAGCAAACAUUCACUUCCAUCUUCGGAGCCAGAUCCAAUAGUACUGCCGGCGCACCCACCGCUCCAUUCCCGAGUGCCAUCAACACCAGUGCCCAAGACCAGCGCCGCCGCAUGUCAAUCUCCACUCUAGGUCUCUCUGGCACUUCUCCUAGUCAAACCUCUCCAUUCCCCUUCAAUGCUAGACGUGGUAGUGUCUCAACCGCUGGCUCCGAGUCUAUUGAUGAGAAUGCCAUUGACGAUGAGGAUGGUCCUCCUCGAAGCACUCCCACCACACCCUUCGCCCGUCGCAUGUCAUUUGGAGCACAAGCGUUGCGACGGGCCCAGCCAAAUGGCGUAAGCCCAGGCACAAAUGGUAGAACUCCCUCUUAUACCACCAGCAAACCCACAUCUCUCCCCACAAUCCCAUCCGGACCUCGCAGCGUUCGCGCGGGGUCGGUGACAGGAAACGGAGGUGGUGGAGGUAGCAUUACUCCCCCCUCAACACAGGCAAGCACGCAAUCAAAGCCCCGAACAACAUCUGACUAUGGUUCUUCUGCUCGUCCAGGUGCCGAUGGAAGCGGCUUCAACUGGUCCGAGCAGCUUAGGUCUCGAGCCGAGAGUUCCGUUUCGCAGUCCCAACGACCCAACUUCAACAACCUUUCCAAGCCUAUGGCUGCUCAUGACCGUACCAAGAGUGUUAGUGACAUGCCAGCUCCACCAACCUCGGUUCCUGCGCCUGCGCGUACUCCUCCCAAGCCAGCGAGAAAACAACCAGACGCGUUUCAAGAGCGAAUUCUCAAGGGAGAUUUCUACAUGGAUUGA